GUCGUUUGACAAAGUCGGAUCGCGGGUCGUGCAAUUUUAAAAACAAAAUCAAAAUGGCCGCUGAAAAAUCUAACCGGAAGAAGCGUAUGUCCUGUGAAGAAAUUAUGCAAUUGUUGGAAGCGUACCGAAAAAACGAGUGUUUGUGGAAUUACAGCAAUAUUUUCUACAAAAACAAACAAAAAAGAAUAGGAGCGUUGGAGUGGGUUAGAGAGGCAAUUGGAGCAGAGUCGGUCGACGAAGUGAAACGCAGAUGGAAGGUUAUCAGGGACACAUAUAACAUCGAGAAAAACAAAAUAAAUGCUUCCAAGAAGUCUGGAGCUGGUGCUGCGGAUAUCUACCAUACGAAGCUUUCAUGGUACAAAACCGCAAACGAGUUUUUGGCAAAGUGUGAUGCUAGGGAGUCCUACAACAAUAUUGAAGACAAUUUAGCUGUCUCAGAAACUGUACCUGUAGCUCUGGUAGAGAAUAGAGGACCAAUAGGCUACGAAUCCCUGUCAUCUUCGGAAUCGGUAGAGGAUCCAGCAGAUCAGAUCAGACAGUAUGAAGAGGAAUAUGCGAGUAUGUUCGAAAACGGGGAAAAUUCUCGCUCGUAUGCCGAUCGAAAUCAGAAGUUGGCACAGACGGCACGAGAUCACGCACCGGUAACUGCACCUUCCAAAAAGGUGCAAAAACGUAAAGGUCCUACCUUGCAAUCAUCGGCCAAAGGCAAGAAAAGUCAUGAAGAAGCUUUAUCUCCACACAUACAAAAUGCACUCAGCAAACUGGACACAAUACGAUCAUCGGUAGCACCAACAGCAGCAACUGUUCAGGAUGAAUUCUAUUAUUUUACUCAGAACUUGGCUGCUCAACUAAGAAAACUGCCGAGGUUGACUGCCUUGAUUCUGCAGGAGGAGCUACAGAGACUCGUAUCUCAAGAAAGCAUCAAGUACGAAUCGAUCAUGGCGCAAAAAAAUGAGAAUGUUGCAGCUCGUUCCAUCAACCGUCAGGCUACUCCCCAUUCUCCAGCCUGUUUCGGAUCAACACAAGUUUCAAUAGGUGGAACUGAACGUAUUUUAAAUGGUGACUUGGGUCGUUCGGAAUCCUCUACAAUUUCCCCCAAUUCAAGUUCGCCAACCGAUGAUGUAAAUUUCGUAAGCCCGCUCGUCGAAAUUACAGAAAAUCCACCACUAGUUAUUGAGGAGCCUAUCAUUGAUGGAUCUGAAAACGCUGGAGCCGAAGAUUUAGCAACGCAAGUUGGGCUGGAUAUGGAAAUGAACCGUACGGUACUCCAAGUGACAUCGCAAGCUACUGAUACAAUUACGCAACGUAGUGUCCCGUAUCACCAACACUUCUCCGUCCCCAUAUAUUUUCAAGGAUCAAAUCAGGGAUCGAAUGAUCAUGUACAGAAUCAGUUACAUGAUUAUUAUAAAAUUGAUCAACCAAUUAUUUUAUCACAAAUAACUGAUUCAGGUUUUUCUCAGUUAAGUGGUGAACGCAACGAAAAUUCUCAAGUUGAGGACAAACUAGUACAGAUUGUGCAAGCCUCAUUUGGGAACGAGCUCUAA
This is a messenger RNA of Armigeres subalbatus, 1544 nucleotides long. RefSeq lists its product as uncharacterized. The transcript is spliced from 3 exons. The record is from RefSeq and is a predicted model, not a curated record. The coding region runs from base 54 to 1544 and encodes 496 amino acids. Lineage: Eukaryota; Metazoa; Arthropoda; Insecta; Diptera; Culicidae.